Messenger RNA from Cotesia congregata, 3297 nucleotides. Lineage: Eukaryota; Metazoa; Arthropoda; Insecta; Hymenoptera; Braconidae. The record is from the annotation of a GenBank genome assembly.
UAUUAUUAUUAUUACUAUAACAAUAAUAUCGAGAAGGUAAAGUGUAAUUAUUUAAAUAAUAGUAAUUUGUCAGAGAAUAAUCACACGUGGAGAGACGCGGCUACAUUGGCGGCUGCGCCGACGACGAUCGGAAGGCUGGAUUACCUCCGUGGAAUGUCUUCGGGCGCCAAGCGGCUGGUGCAGUCGCUGAGGGGCCGUAACGGUGGUAGUGCCAGCGGACAAACACCAGGAGGACACCUUGGUAAAAACGACUGUUUUGUUGUCCGUGGUGUUGACAAUUCUGGAGCUGGAAGCACCAGUGCCACACGGCUCUGUUAUUACGACAGCGGUCACGAGCUUGACGAGAUAUCGGUGGUCGGGGGUGCUGCGACCCCAACUACGCCCUGUCAUUACUCUGGGAACAAAUACGGGAGUGGACAAACGUUGUACAGUAUUGCGACAACGGUGCCGCCAGCGGCUAUUUCGACUCCUGUUGCUCCAGCAUCCGCGAUAUCUUCCAUCGCGCGAAGUUCUGCUACCGCUGCUGGUCAAGCAUCGACCGGCAGUUAUCCGGGUCUGAUCGGCGGCUAUGGAGACGGCGAUAAGCGGACCGGGAAUAAUGCCCGAACACCGGACAUCAGACUCAGGGGUGAGGAAGACACCAAGAGUGUUGAGAGCACGGUAUCGAGGUCCAAGCAGAGCUUGUUCGACACUGGGUUCGAUCGGCUGGUCGGGAGAUCUUCCAAUCAGCGGUAUUACAAUCAACAUCAUUACCAGCAGCAUCAACAGUCAAAGGAUUCUAGAGGCCGACAUCAGGAGCAGCAGAUUUACUCUGUUUCGCAGAGAUACUUUGGCUCCUCCCGAGACUCCCUGCACGGGGGGUACGUAAAUCGCGGUGCGAGUGAGCUAGAUCUGAGUCGUAAGUCAAGAAGAAAGGAUCAGCUGCGGGGUAAGUUAAAAUUUCCAAAUGUCGUGAGUCUGAGCUCGUCGCGGGACGCGUCCCACCUGCGCAGUUUGGCCUCCACGAAUCAUCUGAAUGUUAACAGCAGCUGCAAUGGUACUGAAACAAGAUAUACGGCUCAACAGCAACAACAACAAAGAGGGAGCCGAGGCUACCCAGGGCAACCUGGCCAACGAGGUUUUAGAACCGGCGCACCUAAUUGGUCAUUUGUCUUUGAUCCCGCGGGACGAUUAUGUUAUUACUGGUCGAUGGUGGUCUCUUUGGCUUUUCUCUACAACUUCUGGGUCAUCAUCUAUAGGUUUGCCUUCCAGGAAAUAAACGGUGAAACGCUGGUAGUGUGGUUUUGCCUCGACUACUUUUCAGAUCUUCUUUAUCUCGUGGAUAUUGUAUUUCAUUUUCGUACGGGUUAUCUCGAAGACGGGGUGCUGCAAACCGACGCUACUAAAUUAAGAAAUCACUACAUGAACACUACAACAUUUUAUAUUGACUGCCUGUGCCUGCUACCCCUCGACUUUUUAUACUUAUCUAUAGGAUUCAACAGUAUACUCCGAAGUUUUAGGCUUGUUAAAAUUUAUAGAUUCUGGGCGUUCAUGGAUCGUACAGAGCGACAUACCAAUUAUCCGAAUUUAUUUCGUUCAACAUCCUUGAUUCAUUAUUUACUGGUGAUAUUUCACUGGAACGGGUGCCUCUAUCAUAUUCUUUAUAAGAACCACGGUUUCGGGAGCAAAAACUGGGUAUACAAUGACGAGAAGGAGGUAGAUGUUGUGGAACAGUACUUACAAAGUUACUACUGGUGUACUCUCGCCUUGACAACAAUAGGCGAUUUGCCGAGACCACGGAGCAAAAGCGAGUUUUUGUUUGUCAUCGUGCAGCUACUGUUUGGUUUGUUGCUUUUUGCCACAGUCCUCGGUCAUGUCGCCAAUAUAGUAACGUCUGUCAGUGCAGCGCGGAAAGAAUUUCAAGCAAAAUUGGAUGGAGUUAAGACUUACAUGCGGAUGCGCCGGGUGCCAAAUCAUCUGCAAAUCAAAGUGAUAAAAUGGUUUGACUAUUUAUGGCUGACGCAAAAGUGUUCAAACGAGGAGAGGACCGUGAGUUGUCUGCCUGAUAAACUAAAGGCGGAAAUAGCGAUAAAUGUUCACCUAGAUACGCUCAGGAGGGUUGAAAUAUUUCAAAAUACAGAGGCUGGCUUUCUGUGUGAGUUAGUGCUUAGAUUAAGACCUGUUCUAUUUUCACCGGGAGAUUAUAUAUGUCGAAAAGGUGAGGUAGGCAAGGAAAUGUACAUAGUAAAUCGCGGACGACUGCAAGUGGUAGCAGACAACGGGAAGACUGUGCUGGCAACACUAAAAGCCGGCUCAUACUUCGGGGAAAUCAGCAUUCUCAAUAUGGGGACUGCAGGUAAAGAGUGCGGUAAAUAUUCCAAGCAGCCAAGGGGGCCUUGUCAAAGCCACGAGCGCUGUCCCCCUCGUGUUUUCAUUAGUGAUCAGAUCAGUCAUAUUAUUAUUAACCAUAAAUAUCCACCAACUAAUAUUAUCCCUCUCGUCGUUGAGCAAGACGUCGAGAAACCGGGUAAUCGACGAACAGCCAGUGUAAGGUCUGUCGGUUAUUCCGACCUCUUUGUACUGAACAAGAAAGACAUGUGGGACGUGUUGAAGGAGUAUCCAGCAGCGAGGGUGCGGCUUGAGGCUAUUGCGGUAAAAAGGCUUGAAAAAUACAAGCGAGCGCCACUUGAAAAAGCGGCGAUGGGAAGAAGCCAAAGUACUCCGGGGUUGGUCGAGUCCGAAGGACGGAUCACCCUCGAAGAAAUGUGGUUAGCACCCAAUGAGUUACGUACUCCACGGUCGCUAUUUUCACCUAGUCCGAGUCCUAUCACUGCUUCAUCUCUUCACGGCUUACGUGCUGGAGUUGAUACAGCUGUUGAUACAAAUACUAUUGGAACAGCCGCUGCGGUGGAUAGAACACGGGCUGCUGCUGAUAGUCCAAUGAGUGCCACUAGUAGUGCUCGCAGUAGUGAAGACCAAACUGCACGAGUUCCACACUCAACGACGACGCAGCCGUCGAUAGGCCGGCAAUCGACCCAUUCUGGUAUGACUUGCAAUAGUAUGACACAAUUAAUGUCAGAGGGUGCAACGACACCGCUGCUGGGUGUUAGCAGUCACGAGGCGUUACUUGCUGAGAUAAAACGGCUGAGAGAGCGUUUGAUAUGCUUGGAAACGGAGAACGCAGCGAUGAGCGACAAGUUAAAUCAACAGCAGUGGGCAGUGGAGCACAGAUUAGCGGAAAUAGAGAUGCAGAUAUGCGGAGCAAGUUCGACCUCGAGUAUCGAGGACACGGAGCGUAAUCGCGAGAGCAUCAUUUAA